Molecule: messenger RNA, 1095 nt
Organism: Diabrotica balteata
Lineage: Eukaryota; Metazoa; Arthropoda; Insecta; Coleoptera; Chrysomelidae
Source: the annotation of a GenBank genome assembly
AUGAAGUUAUAUUGUUGGGGAGCUAAUAGUUAUGGUCAACUAGGACUAGGAUAUAGGUCUGAGGAAGAAAUUUCACCAAAAGAAGUUUCCUUACAAAACUGUGAUUUUGAAGCAGAUGAUAUUGUCUCAAUUGCUGGGGGAGCUGGACAUACUUUGAUAUUGGAUAACAAAGGCUUUGUCUAUUGUUGUGGAUGGAACUCAAAAGGUCAACUAGCUCUUUCAGAUGACAGCCUCAAGUUAACCCAAAUAGAGAUCUUAAAGGAAUUUAAGAUAGUUCAAAUUUCAUGUGGUUGGGAUUUUAGUGCUGCUGUGUCAGAAUGUGGAAAACAGUUUGUGUGGGGAAACAAUGGUAAUACUCAACUAGGUCUAUCAAAAAGUAUAACCUGCACGGGAAUUCCAUCAAGACUGCAAGUUUCACAGAAACUAGCUACUGGUUUUAAACAUGUUAGCUGUGGAUUGAGGCAUAGUGCUAUGAUAACAAAGGACGGAGGACUUGUAGUUGCUGGUACUGGAGCCAAAGGUCAAUUAGGGCUAGGUGAUAAUUUUGAUGAUAAUAACUAUCUAAGUAUAUCCAGAGUUCCUGAUUUGAGUGAUGUUAUUAGUGUGGCAAGUGGGCAGCACCAUACUGUAGUUCUUAAAGACAAUGGUACUGUACUUAGUUGGGGUGAAAACAAGUUUGGCCAACUUGGGGUGAAUCCAAAUGUAGCAAACAGUUUUGUACCACUAGAGGUGUUCAACAAUGAAGGUUUGAAGACUGUGUUUGCUGGUUGGACUCACAGUGCAGGUUUAACCACUAAUGGAGAAGUCUUUACAUGGGGUAGAAAUAAUUAUGGACAAUUGGGAGCCGAAAGAGAAAAGCCAUAUGAACCAGAAAAGAUUCCAACACUGAACAAUGUGAGUCAAUUAAGUUUAGGCUCAGAACAUAACUUGGCUGUGACAGCAGAAGGAAAGUUGUUCGCAUGGGGCUGGAAUGAUCAUGGGAAUUGUGGUACUGGAGACAAAAAGGAUGUUAAGAUACCAACUCACAUUCUAGCUAAUAAAAAAGUUAAGUCUGCUUUUGCUUGUACUGGUAGUUCAUUUGCUGUUGUUGAAUAG